AUGACCAGCGCAACGAGACCACAGCUUGAGCCUAGGAUAUCCUCGUUCAGACAGAAUGGAAUGCGAACUGAUGCGCUCGUGUUAUCGGAGCCUGGCGGGAAGUUCAAGUAUAAAAAGAUCACGCUUCGUGACAACCUCCUCGAGCCUGACGAAUGCCUGGUGCGAAUCAAAGCCACUGGGAUCUGCCACACCGACCUGAACUUCGCCUCCAAGGAUCGGGGACAACCAGAGAAUUUUCCCUGCGUGCUGGGGCACGAAGGCGCGGGCACGGUGAUUAAGGUGGGGUCUUGGGUCGAGGAUAUAGCCGUCGGCGAUGAAGUUAUCGUAACAUUCACCUCUUGCGCGCAGUGUAGGAAUUGCGAGACUGGCUUUCCUGGAUACUGCGACAGGUGGUUCAAGUACAACCUCGGCUUUUCCAGAUUCGAUGGCACGCAGACCAUUGAGGAUCCAAAAUCGAAAAAGCCUCUGAAGGGACACUUCUUCGGCCAGAGUUCCUUCGCGCGGGAGAUCAUAGUCUGUGAGACGGCAUUGGUUGUCAUUCCUGCUCCAACACCAGCUUAUGAGCUACUUGCCCCGCUUGCAUGCGGCGUCAUGACAGGGGCUGGAGCUAUGUUGAACAUUGUCAAACCACAACCACAUCAAUCCGUUUGCGUUCUUGGAGUUGGAUCCGUGGGCCUCUCUGCUAUCAUGGCUCUGAAGACCCUGGCACGGCCUCCAAGACGGAUCAUUGCUCUUGACAUCUUGUCAUCACGGCUCGAACUUGCAAAGAAAUACGGCGCAACGCACGGCAUCAACACGACUUAUCAGAAGGACCUGAUGCCCACCCUGAUGGAGAUCACUAAAGGCGCAGGUGUGGACGCAACAAUAGACUGUGUCGGCUUACCGAAAGUUGUUGAGCAAAUUGUGCAUGGCACAGCACGGAGAGGGCGAAUAGUGGCGGUCGGCGUAGGUCUACUGACGAAUGCUGUGUCAAUCAACACCUUUGAAGCGGUGCAAGCUGGCUUAGUAUAUCAAGGUAGUCUUCAAGGCGACUCGGAUCCGAAGAGGUUCCUGCCGUGGUUGCUGAAAAUGAAUCAACAAGGGAAGUUCCCGUACGAUGAGCUGAUCACAACGUACCACGUUGAGGAAGUGGCCGAGGCGAUCAAAGACAUUAAAGAAGGCAGGACUGUCAAAGCGGUGUUGUUGUGGGACACUCACUGA
Cyphellophora attinorum is the source of this 1200-nucleotide messenger RNA. RefSeq names its product Aryl-alcohol dehydrogenase. Bases 1 to 1200 code for a protein of 399 amino acids. The record is from RefSeq and is a predicted model, not a curated record. The transcript has a single exon. Gene Ontology annotation, molecular function: zinc ion binding; oxidoreductase activity. Lineage: Eukaryota; Fungi; Ascomycota; Eurotiomycetes; Chaetothyriales; Cyphellophoraceae.